AUGGGCAAGCGCAAGUCCUCGAGCAAGCCGCAAGGCCCCAAGAAGCGCGCGCCGCUUGCGACAACCUUUACGUGCUUGUUUUGCAACCACGAAAAGUCGGUCUCGGUCAAGGUCGACAAGAAGGCCGGCGUAGGCUCCCUCAGCUGCAGUGUCUGCGCCCAGAGUUUCCAGUGCGGCGCCAACUAUCUGAGCGCCCCCAUCGACAUCUACAGCGAAUGGGUCGAUGCUGCCGAUGCUGUCGCAAAGGAGGAAGCAGGCAACCCAACCAGAACCCAAGCAUCCAACUCGAGAUCGAAACAAGCGGCUGACAGAUAUGAUGACGACGAGGACGACCGGCGCUACGAGGGAGAGGGUAUCGUGGAUGACGACGAUGAAUAUUAA
This is a messenger RNA of Pestalotiopsis fici W106-1, 381 nucleotides long. RefSeq lists its product as uncharacterized. Gene Ontology annotation, molecular function: RNA polymerase II complex binding. NCBI's taxonomy places the organism in Eukaryota, Fungi, Ascomycota, Sordariomycetes, Amphisphaeriales, Sporocadaceae. The record is from RefSeq and is a predicted model, not a curated record. Gene Ontology annotation, cellular component: transcription elongation factor complex. Gene Ontology annotation, biological process: transcription elongation by RNA polymerase II. The coding region runs from base 1 to 381 and encodes 126 amino acids. The transcript is spliced from 2 exons.